Molecule: messenger RNA, 1293 nt
Organism: Diospyros lotus (date-plum)
Lineage: Eukaryota; Viridiplantae; Streptophyta; Magnoliopsida; Ericales; Ebenaceae
Product: protein PTST, chloroplastic
Exons: 9
Coding region: 461-1069 (202 amino acids)
Source: RefSeq, a predicted model, not a curated record
UGAGUUGUUCUUCUUGGAGGACAUUUUGUAUACCUGUUGGCCUGGAUGAGUCUUCAUCACCUGAGUUAGAAGUGUACAACAGUGAUGAUGAGGAUGCUCCUCCUGGAGAGCUUCUUGAAAAACCACUGAGUAGUGAUGAGAGCCGACCCUUGGUGAAGGUGGUUCGAUGAGGGCAGGGAGUGGCGUCGGGACGCUAGGGCCUGAACAAGAAGUGGUUCCUGACAGGCUUCUAGGAUGGCAGUCCUCAAAAGGGAGAAGAUCUAAGACUAGUUGUAAGGUCGCAUGAUGAGGACGUCAUGUGCUUGGGGGGGAGGGAAAUGUAAUACCUCAAGAGCCCAGAGAAGGGUAGUAUAUAUUGAGGAUAAGUAAGAAAGGAAAUAACACCAGCUGAAUAUCUUUUGGGUUGAAUAUAGACAAAGAACUCUCGGGUUAAGCGUGCUUGAACUGGGGAAGCUUAAGGAUGGGUGACCUCCUGGGAAGUUCGCGUAGGCUCAUCAGGCUGAAGGCUUUGCUUGUUGAUUCUGAAAGAGAGAGACUUAUCAAGAAACUGAGUGAAGCCAAUCAACAGAAUCGGUUCCUCAAGAGACAGUUGUACGAUAAGGAGGGUGCAUUGGUUAAUUUCAAAAGUGAACUUGCUGUCACGGAAUUAGAGGUUCAGGCUUUGGUUGCACUAGCAGAAGAAAUUGCUAAAUAUGGCAUUCCAGAAGGUUCAAGAAAGAUUAAUGGGAAAUACAUUCAGUCUCACCUUCACUCUCGGUUAGAAGCUGUACAUGAAAAGUUGAAGGAACAGAUAAAGGAUGUUGAAGCUGCAAAAUCCAAGGAGGUGCACUUAUUUUGGCGCGGUAUGGCUGAGAGUGUUCAAGUAAUGGGCACCUUUGAUGGAUGGAGUCAAGGAGAGCACCUAUCAGCAGAGUAUACUGGUUCUUUCACAGAGUUCUCCACAACAUUGAUGCUGAGACCUGGAAGAUAUGAAAUCAAGUUCUUGGUGGAUGGAGAGUGGCAGCUCUCACCAGAAUUCCCUACUGUAGGGGAGGGGCUGACAGAAAAUAACUUGCUGAUUGUGGAAUAACUUCACGUUCGAUGAUCUAUGUACAAUGUUCAGAGCAUUUGAUAUUACGCAUGUCAGACCUGUUAUGUGGGGAUAGACCACAAUUAUUUAAAUAAUUAUUAGAUUAUCUUUUUAAUAAAAAAAAUAAAUUAUUUGUAUUUUUUUUUUAAUUAUUUUUGUUAUUUGGACAUGGACAUAUAUACAAUCUUGGUUUGUGAUGCAUUAAUAUACUAAUUUUAGCUAUA